CCUAAUUCCAAAAUCGUAUUUGUAGCUGAAAGACCAGCUAAACCACCGCCAAUAACAAUUGCUUGUGUGUUAUUGCUUACUGUUGACAUACUUGCUUUGUUCUUGAAGGCUGUUUUUGCAAAUAGUAGGCCAAGGAAUGCAAACAGGGUCGUUGUUCUCUUAAAUAACAUAGAAGAAAAGUUCAAAUCGGAUGAAUGACAUAGAAAAUUUCAAGAAGAAAAGUCUGAUGAUUCUUUUUCUCUUAAUAUGAUCUUACGAUAAAAUUGCAAUGUGAAGUAUACCGAACCUCAAGGAGACGAAGCCAAGAAAAUAUGAAGAAAAUAUAAGGAAAAGAAAAAGAAAAAAAAAAAAAAAGGUCAUUUUGUGAUUUUUCGUACUUGGAUUGCUACAUGUUGUUCUUUUCGUGAAGCUUUCUAUCCCAAGUACAGUUUUCAAACAGCUGGGCAAAGGGCAGAAUGGACGGUAUGCAAUCCUCGAAAGCUUUCAGCUGAAGCUAGAAAAGGUUCUCAACGGUUCCAAAGUGGGUUCUCAUUCCUCUUUCAUUUAGUUGACAUAGGCCGUUUCAAGAUAAAUUCAAUCGCACAAGAAACAUUUACCAUGAAGCCUUUCUUUUCCUUCUCUUUUUUUUGUUAAGCAACAAAGAAGGACUUCUGUUACGAAGUUACUUGAUCUUUUUUUCGAUACUAUUUUCCAUAAAUUCACAGCUACGUAAAAAAGGCCGCUUAACUCAGUUGGUAGAGUGUGAGAUUCCAAAUCUUGAAGUCAAGUGUUCAAGUCACUUAGUGGUCAUCUUUUUUCUCAUUGUUGAAAAGAGCCUUGGUAAAUUUGUUUUAUCGUUUUUACUUUUUAAGGUCUUUGAAUUUUUUGUUUUUUGUUUUUUAUUUUUUGUUUUAUGCAUCAAAAUUUCUCCUGCUAUCAAGAGGCUUCAAGUUUACGUUCCUUCCUGCUGCCCAUUACAGCCUUGUACCUUUACUGACAAAGAAGAGGAUUGUUUUUGAACCUACAGCAGGAAAUACGAAAGGAACUGAAACUUUAUAGACAAACAGGAGGAUUUUUUUUUUUUUUUUUUUUUCAAUAUGCCAGAAUCAAGGAAUUCAGAGUUUGACCCAAAUACAAAGAAUAAGAAUGCAGAUGAAAUGUAUAAUGAGCUCAACAAAAUUCCCUUCUUCAUGCAGUCUUUAGAUGAUGUUGAAGAAGAGGGACAGGGGAAUGCUCAACUGGAUGCCUUAAAGGCUCUGGCUUACGAAGGUCCGCCGCACGAGAUUGCGCAGAAUUUCCGUGAACAUGGAAACGAGUGUUUUGCUACAAAGCAAUAUCGUGAAGCCGCCGAGUAUUAUACGAAAGCUUUAGCUGAAAAAUGCGGAAAACCAGAAAUUGAAAUUCCCUGCUUUUCGAAUCGUGCGGCGUGUAAUUUAAUUUUUGAAAAUUAUCGACAAGUGCUGAACGAUUGUACCCAAGUCCUUCAGCGUGACCCACAACACACCAAAGCUCUGUUCCGUUCUGCAAAAGCUCUUGUUGCUUUGAAACGAUAUGACGAAGCCGAGCUUUGCCUGCGGUUGUUUUCUACUUCGCAACAAGGAGAUCCUGCUGUUCAAGCUCUGGGCAAAGAUUUAAAGCGAAAGCGAGAAACAUUUGAAAAGUUUGAAUCCGAAAAGAGAAGGAUUGCAGAAGAAAAAGUAACAGCAGCAAGAGUCGUUAUCGAGGCCAUGAAAGAACGUCGCAUUCACACCAAAACUUCCGAAUAUCCUCCUGAUUUGGGAGAUGCCAGAAUCACUAUGAGCACAUUCAACGACCCGAAAAGCGAAAUGUAUUUGCCUACUCUAUUAUUAUAUCCUUUGACCUUGCAGUCUGAUUUUCUUCCCUCUGUCUCUGAAAAUACCACUCCUCAAGAGUUAUUAGAAACGGUAUUUUCAGAACAGCCCUCCUGGGAUUCUGAAAACUUGUACCGACCUGAUUCUUUAGACGUCUUUGCCGCAACUUCUACUGGUGGUCUCGUUAAGGUCGGAAAACGCGUUCCCAUAUUACAGGCACUUAUUCAUCCAAAGACUGUAUUGACGGAUGGUCUUGUUCAAUUUCAUGUUGUUCCUAAUUCUCAGACUUCUGCGUUUAUUACUUCCUGGAAACAAAAUAAGAGCUCUUGAGGUUAAGGCUUAAAACUCAAUUGUGGACUUGGUCUGCUGUCGUUCUUUUUGGUGUUCUCGAAAACUAGCAUUAGUUGAAAAAUGGAUUUGGGUUAUUUUGGAUUUUGAAAUUCUAUUUUAUGUACAAUUAAAGCUCUAUUUCAAUUCGGUA
Schizosaccharomyces cryophilus OY26 is the source of this 2292-nucleotide messenger RNA. RefSeq names its product HSP chaperone complex subunit. The record is from RefSeq and is a predicted model, not a curated record. The transcript has a single exon. The coding region runs from base 1077 to 2141 and encodes 354 amino acids. Gene Ontology annotation, biological process: protein folding. Lineage: Eukaryota; Fungi; Ascomycota; Schizosaccharomycetes; Schizosaccharomycetales; Schizosaccharomycetaceae. Gene Ontology annotation, molecular function: Hsp90 protein binding.